Molecule: messenger RNA, 1131 nt
Organism: Drosophila eugracilis
Lineage: Eukaryota; Metazoa; Arthropoda; Insecta; Diptera; Drosophilidae
Product: SAP30-binding protein
Exons: 3
Coding region: 124-1095 (323 amino acids)
Biological process (GO): regulation of DNA-templated transcription
Cellular component (GO): nucleus
Source: RefSeq, a predicted model, not a curated record
AGAAAUAGUUUACUGGAGCCCUGUCUCUUAGCUAAAACAAAAGUAAAAGAGUUUUCUACAAUUCUAAACAAAUAUUUACAAAAAAAGCAGCUAGAAGCCACCUUAACAUAAAAAAGACCGAAAAUGGCCGCUCUGGCUAGCUUGACUGCCCAGUACACGGAUUCCGAGAAUGAAGGCGAUGCCAGUCCAGAUUCCCAAAAUUCGACGGCGUCCCAGGUCAUUAUUCCGCCCAAGCGUCCCUCACCAACACCUACCAAGCAGGAUGAAGAAACCAAGCGAUCCAAAGAGAAGAAAAAGAAGAGGGCCAAGAAAGUGCGAAGAUUAGUGAGCUACCAGGAUGACACACUGAUUUCCGACGAGGAUGAGGAUCGGGCAGCGCCCUCCAGCGAAGAGGAGUCCAGUAGCAGUGAUGAAAGUGAUAGUUCCAAUUCGCAAGGCGCAGAAAGUCCCAACAUCAAAGAUAAGAGCAAUGCAGGAAACGGUUCCAAGGAGGUAGACACUCCCAUGGAGGUGGACGAGGAACCUGGAGGAUUUCCAACGGAAGAACGGACGGCUGAAAGCUACGAAAAAGAUCCCAAGUAUGCCAAGUACAAAUUCCAACUGCCUCCCGAACCCAAGGGUAAACCCUCUGCAGAAUUGGUGGCCAAGAUCACCAAGAUGUACACGAAGAUGCGCCAGACAAAUAUGGACAUGAAUCGCGUGAUACAGGACCGCAAAGAGUUCCGUAAUCCCAGCAUCUACGACAAACUAAUCAGCUUUUGCGACAUCAACGAGUUUGGCACAAACUAUCCACCUGAGAUAUAUGAUCCCCUGCAAUGGGGCGAAGAAUCCUACUACGAGUCUUUGGCGGCAGUGCAGAAAACGGAAAUGUUGAAGAGGCAGAAGGAUCGCAAGGAUAUGGACAAGGUGGAGCAGGCCACAGCUUUGGCCAGGAAGGUUGAGGAGGAGGCCAAAAAGCGCAAAUCCAAGUGGGAUCAGCCAGCUGCUUCAACCGUAGUAAAACCCACUCUUCCUGCUCUGACCACCACUGUUACUGGUACCAAGGGCACAGUCAUCUCCGCCUUUGGAUCACUUCCCAAAAAGCCUGCCGCUUAGAUUAUAAUAACUAAAUAAACAUUUAUUUCUUAUUAA